GUUGGCCCCUCCAGAGGUAGCGGCAGCGGAACCUCCAGUAGCAGAAAGCAGCGAUCUGGCGACACAAGCAGAGGCAGAGGAGCCAUCUGCAGGGCCGGAGUCGGGCGCAGCGGCGACCGAAACUGAAGUGACUCCUCCAUUGGCUCCAGAUCCGAGUGCCGAAUCAAAUAGCCAGAGUGUGACAGCUCCGCCUGCGGCAAGCGGCAACUCGACCCAAGCCGUGAGCGCGGAUGAAACAGCAGCAACCACUGCAGAAGUGGAUAAAGAACCAACAACAGCUGUGGCCGAUUUGACGAUGCCGGAAACAGCGGCUGAAACAUCGCUGGCUGAACCGACGAGGCAAGAGGAGGCAUCAGAACCUCCUGACACAGCGCCGGCUGAAUCGACGAUACCAGAGGCGGGAGCAGGGACAGCUGAAGCCGCCGCCGAAGCCACCGUGGCGAAAUCGACGAUGCCAGAGUUGGGACAAGAAACCGCUGAAGCAGCCCCGGCUGAACCGACUCUGCCAGAAGCCGCCGAGAAAGCAGAAGCUGACUCGAUGAUGCCGGAAGCAGCUGCUGAACCAGCUCCGGCAGAAUCGACGAUGCGACAAGCCACAGACCAACCAGAGUUUGGAGCACCCUCGUCUCCGAGCGGUGUAGCAUCUUCUGCUGCACCAUCCACUCCUAACAACGGUGGGAGUGGGGAGCCAAAGCCGACAAAGGCUGAGCAGCGAGCCAAACAAACUGCUCCCUCAAGAGGAGCUCCCUCGCCCUCCCAGAAGCUGCAAAGAGCCGGCAGUGCACCACCAGCUCGAGGCUAUCAAGUAGCACAGGCGUACAAACACUCCAUCGAUCUGCCCCCUCGGUGGAGCAUCCGCCCCAAAACAAACUUUGGCUCACCUUUCAAGUCAUCGAAGCAGGCGGACGAAGGUGGCAUGGCACCUGACAUGAGCUCCAAAUACAACGAGAUCAGGCCGCGAGCUCCAGCCUACAGUAUGAUUCCCAGAAGCUCUGGCAUCACCAAGACGUCAGAAAAGCCGGGACCCGGCGAGUACGCGCAGCCCAGCACGCUGUACGGCUCGCACCCGCAGUUGCCAGUCCCAGGACGGAUCUGCAAGUCCACCCAGCGGCGGACAGGCCCCACAGAUCAGUUGGGGGAGAUGAAGAACAACCCAAGCCCGCACGACUAUGACACCAUGUGCUCCGGGCCGGACAAAGGUCACAAGUUUGGCCGUGUGGAUCAGGCAUCUGCGCCUAAGUUCACCAUGCGCCCAAAAGUUGCCUUCGGCUCGCAGUUCAAAAGUGCCAAGCAGGCAGAAGAAGGUGGCAUGUCGGGAGACAUGAGCUCCAAAUACAACGAGAUCAGGCCGCGAGCUCCAGCCUACAGUAUGAUUCCCAGAAGCUCUGGCAUCACCAAGACGUCAGACCAGCCGGGACCCGGCGAGUAUGCGCAGCCCAGCACGCUGUACAGCUCGCACCCGCAGUUGCCAGUCCCAGGACGGAUCUGCAAGUCCACCCAGCGGCGGACAGGCCCCACAGAUCAGUUGGGGGAGAUGAAGAACAACCCAAGCCCGCACGACUAUGACACCAUGUGCUCCGGGCCGGACAAAGGUCACAAGUUUGGCCGUGUGGAUCAGGCAUCUGCGCCUAAGUUCACCAUGCGCCCAAAAGUUGCCUUCGGCUCGCAGUUCAAAAGUGCCAAGCAGGCAGAAGAAGGUGGCGUGUCGGGAGACAUGAGCUCCAAAUACAACGAGAUCAGGCCGCGAGCUCCAGCCUACAGUAUGAUUCCCAGAAGCUCUGGCAUCACCAAGACGUCCGACCAGCCGGGACCCGGCGAGUAUGCGCAGCCCAGCACGCUGUACGACUCGCACCCGCAGUUGCCAGUCCCAGGACGGAUCUGCAAGUCCACCCAGCGGCGGACAGGCCCCACAGAUCAGUUGGGGGAGAUGAAGAACAACCCAAGCCCGCACGACUAUGACACCAUGUGCUCCGGGCCGGACAAAGGUCACAAGUUUGGCCGUGUGGAUCAGGCAUCUGCGCCUAAGUUCACCAUGCGCCCAAAAGUUGCCUUCGGCUCGCAGUUCAAAAGUGCCAAGCAGGCAGAAGAAGGUGGAAUGUCGGGAGACAUGAGCUCCAAAUACAACGAGAUCAGGCCGCGAGCUCCAUCCUACAGUAUGAUUCCCAGAAGCUCUGGCAUCACCAAGACGUCAGACCAGCCGGGACCGGGACAGUACUUGUUGCCAAGCACGCUGUACGGAAGCCACCCGCAGCUGAAAGUGCCUGGCCGCGUGGCCAAGACGACAUCAGACAGGUUUCCGCCUCCCAAGGAGGACAACACACCUCUCUGA
Symbiodinium necroappetens is the source of this 2329-nucleotide messenger RNA. NCBI's taxonomy places the organism in Eukaryota, Dinophyceae, Suessiales, Symbiodiniaceae. The record is from the annotation of a GenBank genome assembly.